ACCGGAACGCAAUCUCGUUAGCGCUGGUUCACAUUACUUGGAAGAACACUAAAAGAAAGGAGGAAAAGAAGCAGCAGGGAAUAUAUUGUUUUGUAUUCAGGGGCCCACAUACGUCCAGCUAACCCGCUGAAACGCGAGAAAGAGCGGUGAAAAGGGCUGUAAGCCGGACGGCGUCAGCGGCUCUCGCAGCACCGUGGAAUGUGGGUGUCUACAGGGGUCCUACCUUCCGCCUGGCAGCAGUGACGGGCACAGCGACAGUGGUGCCAACACACAGCCAUCUCAUGAGCUUUCUGUCAGCCUGAGCUGUCUGCUGUGGGCCCGGGCCUGGUUUCUCUGGAUCUCUGCAUCCCCAGUGCUGCAGUUAUGGAUCACCCAAGAGAGAAAGAGGGCGAGAGGCCAGCUAGAAGCAGUAAAGUAGCCCAGGUGCGGAGCGGACACACGCGGCCCUCCAGUUCUUCCACAUCAUCUGGUGUGCUCAUGGUAGGACCAAACUUUCGUGUGGGAAAGAAGAUUGGCUGUGGAAACUUUGGAGAGCUAAAACUCGGGAAGAACCUCUACACGAAUGAGUAUGUCGCUAUCAAGUUGGAACCUGUGAAAUCCAGGGCCCCACAGCUACAUUUGGAGUACCGGUUCUACAAGACAUUAGGGAGCACAGCUGAAGGCCUGCCCCAGGUAUACUAUUUUGGGCCGUGUGGGAAAUACAAUGCCAUGGUGCUGGAGCUGCUUGGCCCCAGUCUGGAGGACCUCUUUGACCUGUGUGACCGCACCUUCUCCCUCAAGACGGUCUUAAUGAUUGCCAUUCAGCUGAUCUCUCGUAUGGAGUAUGUGCACUCGAAGAACCUCAUCUACAGGGAUGUGAAGCCAGAGAACUUUCUCAUUGGGCGACAAGGGAACAAAAAGGAACACAUCAUUCACAUCAUAGACUUUGGCUUGGCCAAAGAAUACAUCGACCCUGAAACCAAAAAACACAUUCCGUACCGGGAGCACAAGAGCCUCACUGGCACAGCCCGAUACAUGUCCAUAAAUACACAUUUGGGGAAGGAGCAAAGUAGACGAGAUGACCUUGAAGCCUUAGGUCACAUGUUCAUGUACUUCCUCCGAGGCAGUCUCCCAUGGCAGGGACUAAAGGCUGACACAUUGAAAGAACGAUAUCAGAAAAUCGGAGACACAAAGCGGAACACUCCCAUUGAAGUUCUCUGUGAGAACUUUCCAGAGGAGAUGGCUACUUACCUACGCUAUGUACGGCGGUUGGAUUUCUUUGAAAAGCCAGACUAUGAGUACUUGAGGACCUUAUUCACUGAGCUGUUUGAGCGAAAAGGAUACACAUUUGAUUACACCUAUGACUGGGUUGGCAGGCAAAUUCCCACACCAGUUGGAUCUGUACAUGUAGACUCAGGAGCAUCAGCCGUCACCCGUGAGAGCCACGCACACAGAGAUAGGCCAUCUCAGCAUCAACCCUUGAGGAACCAGACGGCCGCCUCAGACCGCAGAGGAGCAUGGGAGGUGCAGCCCAACCGCCAGGCAAACUCCUAUCUGACCUCCCACCUGGCAUCGGACAGGCACGGGGGUUCAGUGCAGGUGGUAAGCUCGACUAAUGGGGAACUGAAUGCAGAUGACCCGUUGGCAGCCCACUCCAAUGCUCCAAUCACCGUGCAGGCAGAGGUGGAAGUGGUGGAUGAAGCAAACUGCGUGAAAAUGCUCAACCUGUGGUGCUGCUGCUUCUUCAAGAGGAAGAGGAAGAAGAACACCCCGCGGCACAAAUGAUCCGGCAGCCUCUGCACCCUGUGCCCGCUUUUGGUUGUUUUAAGAGUGUUUAAUAAAGAAAUUUUAUUCAAAAGAAGACAACAGAAUGCCCUCAAGAUGAAUAGCCUCAAGGGUACCUACCUAUGAGAUACAUGCACAUAUUGUCCCUCUGGGGAAAUGGAAAAGGAUGCCAGACCUCAUGGAUGGGUUCCUUGAGUUGGGAUAUAUACGCACGCAUUUGGAUCUCAAAGCACUGGAACAGCGUUUCACUCCUUCGUUUGCUGUCAUGCUUCUUGGUUUUCUUAUGUCCCCCCCGAACACUUCCCCAGUCCUUCUUCGGUGGAAUUGGCAAUGAUGGUAAUGACCUCUGUGAACCAGCUCUGGAGAGGUUUGGAGGGAGCAUCCAUCAGCCCGAAGAGCCUUGCCCAUGCUGGAUUUCACCCACUGACGCUUCUCUACUACAUGCUCUUCUACACCCUCUUUCACUACACAACACAGAGUGAGGCUGCUAACGGCCAGCCUGUCCCUUUUCACCCCCCACACUUGUCUUCUUUUCAUGUCUCAUUGCUUCUUCACAUCCUGACUGUGUGGUCAAAGCCUUAGAAUAUUGAUAGUAGCGCUCCUUUGUGUUACCUAUUGAAUCAAAUUAGCAUAAGCAUCUUCAGCGAAAAAGCUAACUGUCUUAACGAUGCUAACAGGCCUUUCCGUGUGGACUAUGUAAAUUGUGUGAAAUAAGCAGCCAUGUGUAAAGUGGUAACAGGGGCUGUUUUGGUAACUUUGUCUUCAUGGCCUUUGACCCUCAUGGCAAUGUGCUGCCUUGCUCUUUUCUGAGGUGGAGAAAGCGAGAUGGAGCGAAGCUUCAAGGGCCCGGGUUCGGGCCCCGGCCCGGUGCAAAUGUGAGCCUCAGCACAUUCCUCAGUUCUAGUGAAUGGUAUUUAAGCUGCUUGUUCUAAAGCACUCCACCCACUAUGACCUACCAGCCAGUCAUGCUGCUUUUUCCUCUUGUGAUAUCGCAUCGCUUUAACGUGAAACUGGCUUUUUUUUGUCCCUAUUAGCUGGGAUUUCAGAGCUGAACUUGCCAGUGAAGCUUUUUGCUCCUCUUGCGCUCUGUGGUUCUCUUUGUAUCAGAAAACACGUUCUCACUGCUUUUUCUUUCCUUGUCGUCAUCUUAUUUCCAGGACCCAGCCCCUGGCUUGAAUGUGUUGUUUCUUGAGUUUCUUUAUGAUAUAUACCUAUUAUAAUGCCAUAUAAAUGUAAAUUAUUCCCAAGGAGAAUAGUAGACGUGCAGUUACAGUUAACGGGUGACAAAUUCUUUUUAUGUCGCUAUAGUACAUGCGCCUUCAGAACAUGCUUCUGAAUGUGUCUGAAUGGAGAAUCAGGUAGAUGUAUAGGGAACUUGUUCUGAAAAUCAUUCGUAAUAAUUUAGCAAUGGCUGUUUAGGACAUGUUUCCUUGGCUUAUAGCAGUUUUGCUGGGUAUUUUCAGUCGCUCAGAACUCCAAUCCGCAGUAGAAGUCUUUGAGGGACUUUGGAGGAUAUACAGACUGAUGGGAGGAACUGGAGCACCAUCUCCAACUGCCACUGCAAAACUUCUCGGUUUAAUGCCUUAACAAACUCUACACUACACAGCAGGUCCCUAGGGCUCUGCAGAAAGACACUACGGAACUCCUCCCUUGCCUUUAUACUCAUGGUAGACUAGUGGUCAAGGUCCAGUAAUGCAGCAAUGGGGCAUUUGAAUCCUGAACAGCCAAACCCACUCAAAUUAAGAUGAUCACAGAUUACGGCACGAAAAUUGAGUCCAGGUCGAUAUUUAGCAAAUACUGCAUAAGUGACUGCAUGUUUUUUAUUUGGCUUUUUAUUUUUUAUUAUUAUUAUUUUAUUUUAUUUUAAACAUGUUGGUCUCUUUUCCAUUUGUAAAUGCUCUUGAGUCAUGUACUGGUCAUUAGAGGCUCAGUAGGACAGCCCUUGAUCUCUAAUGUAUAGGAUGAGGCAGUCCUUAGAGCCCAUGAGUUCCAUUCAAAUUUGGGGCUUAGAUUUGGGCUCGAUUAUGUUCCCAAGGGGUUUUGUGCUAGAAGUACUGUAGUCCUUUUUAUUUUUGCAGAACAAAAUGGCAUAAUGGCUUUUAAAGAAUGGAAAUUAUAAUCUCAGUGGUGAUGUUGCCUUUCUUCAGUGAUCGCCUGUCCACAGCAUAAUUCCAUGUUUGUGAUCCUUUUUAAUGUGUAGUAAAUGUGAAUUGAAAAGUGUAAGAAAUUAUAUAACUUUUUCUUUUUGUUUUUUGGUUUUGUUCAUCACCUGGCCAUACAAAUGUUGGGAGCAGAGAAAGAGGGACCAUGGGAGAGUUUGACUGCACUACACUUUCUUUAACCCAUUGUUUACCUUAACUGUCAAUUGCCUGUACUGUUAUGUACCCUUACUGUUGCGCAUUGGACACCCUGAGAUCAUCCUUUAGGUCACAGCCUUUGAGAAGUGGUGGAGAAGGGUGUUUCCAGAGCUCUGUGCAGAUACUGAUACUGGUGGGUCCACUGUAUGACUUCUAGUGAAGUGUAGCAGAAGGAGAAAUUACUGAGGGAAAUGUGACUUGCUGUAGUGAUCCAGAUAGAUGAUGGUCAGAAAGACAUUGGACCAAAUUUGUACCUUGACGGGGGGCACAACAUAUAUAUAUAAUAUAUAUUUUUUUUUAUUAACUUUUUUAUUUUUACACUAGAAGAACUAGUGGUGAUAUUGAACCAGACUGUCCAAUUCCAUUGCUUGCUUAUUGGGCAUCAUUGACUAAACAUCUUGUAAUAAAUGUGUGUUGGGCGUCCCUCAAGAGUCUCACACAGGCCCUCCCGAUUUUUUAUUUAUUUAUUUUUUAAUUUUAUUUUUAAAGAAGCAUUUGUCAUCUUUUGGAUUCUUGAAUGAACGUAUAUGCUUUAUAUGUGAUCCCCAUCAGUACCUGGAUAAAAUCAGAAAGUUGUCCAUGCAGAUGUGACCCAGGGUUGGGGCAGCAGAGGGAGGGCGGCCAACCUGCCAUGUAACCAGUGUAUGCAACAUUACUGUGCAUUGUGAGCAAUAUUUCAGAGGCUUAGGUUAUAUAGAGUUUUAUCUUAUGCUCAUCCAGUGUGACGUGAGUCACUGUGGUUCUAAAUUAUUUUGUGAAAAGUACUUGAAUACUACUUUACUACGUUGAAAAUUCCAGUUGCCGAACGUCUCCCAUUGGUGUGUUGGGAGAGGCUUCUUUUGAUGUUUCUUUUUUUUAAUUUAUCUUUUCUUGUAUUGCAUAUUAUUAUGUGCCUCCACAUGAGUGUUUGGUGAGGAUUUAGUAUUUUUUGGACAUGUAAUGCUUGCUGCUGUCGGGUGUGUCUGUGUGCUCGCUUAAGGGAGAACGACUCCUCACACUCCUCGUCCCAUGCGCUUCCAUUACCUGACGCCAGGAUAAUGCAGUGUCUGAACAAGGGUAGUAACUUGGCUGCGUUGUAGAUUAUGGCUGACCUUAUUUGGCCUAAAUCCUCUGUCCUGAUCCAAGAUCAUUGUUAGUUAGGUUGUAGAUUAAAUCCAGAUACAGACCAUCUAGAUUAAAUCCAAACCUUGAUUUCCUGGGGACGGGGACGACUUGUAAGGCUUUUAUAAAGAUGGAGCAGCUUGUAUCGGCUGGUUAUGUUAGCGGAAAAGUGAGUAGAAAAUGUAAGUGUAGGGCGCCAUCUGCUGGCCAAUUAUCUGUAAUCUGCCUCUAUGAAUGCUACUCUAGACACUGAAAUCAGACAUUCUGCAUAUGAAUUACUAUUGAGCUUUGCAGAACUUGUUCCUUUUUACUGGGCUCUUGGCUGAGGCCAUCAUAAUGACUACUAGCUCUCAUCAAUGCAAAGUAAUGACUAUUUCAAACCAACACAACUUGCAUCUUUUAAUUGCUUCUGUUUUGUAAUAGUAGCCCACAUUUAAUACCCUUUGCACUCUUAACACACACAGUGUAAGGACCUUCAUAAUAAGGCUCAUAAUGAGCCUGUCCCUUAAUGUUGAAUUCUUUAUGGUCAAGAUGAACCUGAAGAACCAAACUCUGUUCCAUAGCGUUCCAACAGCAGCCAUUAUAUCUCUACGAGGAAAUGUCUUAAGGGGAUAAUUGGCAAAUACUCGUAUAGUACCAACAUUAGGUGGAAGCUCAGUGUUCCUGCAGUCUGUUAAUGUGCAUGGCUUUACGGAUAAGAAAGCAUCGGUUAAAUUCGUGUAUGUGGGACUUUAUUUGAUGUUACUCUCUGGGCAUGAGAUUUCUACAUGUUCUGUUCACAGUUGCAAUCACAGCUUCUAUACAAGCUGCUUUGAGUUUUCACAUCUUUUAAGAUCAGCGUUAGUCCUGAAAGUUAUUUCCAUAGCAUAUUCUAGUUUACUGUACACUGUUAUUUGAUUGCCGUUGUGCAACAAAGCCUUUUUCCCCUCUUUUUUUUGUCUCUAACAUGGUUAAAUUGGUUUGUAAAUCUGUUGAACAAAAGAGUUUAAUGUGAACAGAUUUGUAGGUCUGCUUAUAUGACACAUUCUUUAAUGAACUGUGUAUUGACAGGAGUUUGGAUUGGACAGAGCUGCAAUAUUUUCAGUUGUUGUCAUCAACAUUGUAUCACCACUUUGUUUCCUCUCAGUGUUUCUUCAGCAAGAUUCUGUGAGACAAAAAAGCUUUCUUCUAAAAUAUGGAACAUUUGAAUUGUACAGUCAUGAAAGACAAGUCCCUUUUCUGGUUCUGGCCACAUUUUCAAAGAUACUAUAAAAGCAGUGAAUCUGAAAUUGUAUCAAGACUUUGUGUUGAAAUAUGAAUGUUAAUGUAUUUGAAUGGUUUCACUUAGUCAAGGGCUUCAAUUGUGAGGGACUCAUCUUUGUUUCUCCAGUUUAACACUACUACUUUUUUUUGAGUUGCAGAAAGAUAAAGGUCUUAAUCUUAAAUGCCUAUUUUUUUUCUGAGGAGUCAUAUGAAGUACCACAUUUAACCUUUCAAAAUUCAAUUUUUAUUCCCUCCACUCUUAAAGGGAAACUCAAGUUUGCACCCUUUUUUAUGUAAAAUAAAAGAAAUUGUCUCAACUUCUA
Molecule: messenger RNA, 6787 nt
Organism: Pygocentrus nattereri (red-bellied piranha)
Lineage: Eukaryota; Metazoa; Chordata; Actinopteri; Characiformes; Serrasalmidae
Gene: csnk1g1
Product: casein kinase 1, gamma 1
Exons: 14
Coding region: 364-1764 (466 amino acids)
Biological process (GO): peptidyl-serine phosphorylation; signal transduction; endocytosis
Cellular component (GO): nucleus; plasma membrane; cytoplasm
Molecular function (GO): protein serine/threonine kinase activity; ATP binding
Source: RefSeq, a predicted model, not a curated record